This is a messenger RNA of Puntigrus tetrazona (Sumatra barb), 654 nucleotides long. Its product is annotated as Rieske domain-containing protein-like. Gene Ontology annotation, molecular function: 2 iron, 2 sulfur cluster binding. The record is from RefSeq and is a predicted model, not a curated record. The transcript is spliced from 6 exons. Bases 139 to 654 code for a protein of 171 amino acids. NCBI's taxonomy places the organism in Eukaryota, Metazoa, Chordata, Actinopteri, Cypriniformes, Cyprinidae.
AAAAGAAAUAGACUUAAACGUCUCAAACUUUUAUUUUGAAAUAAAUUGUAACCGGAAGUUUAAGAAACAUUUCCCUCGGUGUUUAUAAUAGCCACAUGGAUCUGGAAAAGUAGUGGAAGGCGUAAGGAGGUUUUUUGAAUGGAUCACUUCGAUAAGGAUUUAGUCGAUGCGCUUAAAGACAUUGUCAAAGCUGGAAACUGGCAGUGUGUGGGAGAUAAAUCUAAAUUUAAGUCACCAUGCACAAAGUUUUACUGUGAUGAUGGAGAGCAUAUAGUCCUGGUGCAUACAAAGGAUGAUAAAUUCUGGGCUAUGGAUUCAUCUUGCCCACAUGAAGGGGGCCCACUUGAGCAAGGUGAUAUUGAGGAUUUGGGCGACGGGAAACUGGCACUGAUUUGCCCGUGGCACUACUUUGAUUUCAGCCUUGAAACUGGUUCCUCUUCCACUGGACUGCAGAACCAAGUGUAUGAUGUCCAUGUACUGGAUGGAAAAGUGUAUAUAAAUACUCAGAGCACACUGUCCCUCUGUCCCAUCCCGACGACAAAAAUAACCCACCAAGAUAGUUUGCCUGUGGAAAUAACUUCCUCAGAAAACACACUCUGCAUUUGGGCCACCAGAAUCCUUCACACCCCAGACCCACAGGAAAGGUUUCAUUGA